Messenger RNA from Diutina rugosa, 1812 nucleotides. RefSeq lists its product as uncharacterized. Gene Ontology annotation, biological process: transmembrane transport; intracellular iron ion homeostasis. Gene Ontology annotation, molecular function: siderophore-iron transmembrane transporter activity. Gene Ontology annotation, cellular component: vacuolar membrane; endosome. The record is from RefSeq and is a predicted model, not a curated record. Bases 1 to 1812 code for a protein of 603 amino acids. The transcript has a single exon. NCBI's taxonomy places the organism in Eukaryota, Fungi, Ascomycota, Pichiomycetes, Serinales, Debaryomycetaceae.
AUGGACUUCUACCCUGAAGGUCUCGACCCCAUCCUGGUGAAUGUGAAGAAAAAUGAGAUCCUUUCCCGCCAGAUCCACGGCAAAGUGGCGGUGGUAAUCUUCUUUUUCACCGUGUUCUGCUACGGCUACGCAUGGGGGCUUGAGCUGACGCUUAGAAACGUAUUCCAGGUGACAGCCGCCCUGGCUCUCCGAAGCCACUCGCUUCUGUCGACGGUGAAUGUCAUUCGUUCCGUGGUGGCAGCCGCAAUCAACUUGGUGGUGGCGCGGACGUCAGACACGUUUGGCCGGCUCCAGGUGAUUGUCGUCGCCAUCAUCAUCGCCCUGGUGGGCAAUAUCGUCAGUUCUCAAGCCACCGACAUCGCCUACUUCUCCGUGGGGACUGCAAUCCACCAAGUGGGGAUCAGUGGGAUGAUGACCACCUCCCAGCUCUUGGUCAUGGACAACUCGACGAUGAAGUGGCGGAUGGCGUGUGCGUUGAUUCCCGAUAUGUCUGUGAUCAUCAAUACCUGGGUUUCCGGUAACAUCACCGACACCAUCGGCACCCGCUGGCGGUGGGGGAUUGCGAUGUGGGCGUUCAUUUUACCCUUGGCCUGUGUCCCCUUGGGUGCCGUAAUGUUGUACAUGGAGAUCAAAGCUCGGCGAACCGAGGAGUGGCAAGAACUCCAGCGCCAAUACGAUGAAGCUAAGCGAGUACGCAACGCGGGGAAGCUGUGGGUCAAAGUGUGGUGGGAGUACUUGGUCGACGUCACCGAGAGACUCGACAUCAUUGGCUCCAUCCUCACCAUGGCGAUGUUUGGUCUUAUUCUCGCCCCGUUCACUCUUGCUGGGGGUGCCAAACUGCAAUGGGGCAAAGCCAAGAUUCUCGCUCCCAUGAUUAUCGGGUUCUCCAUGAUUCCCUUCGUCAUGCUUUAUGAGUUCAAGGUUGCCAAAUAUCCGCUUUUGCCCCACCGCAUCUUGACCAUCCCCAGUAUCUGGGCAGGUUCCGUACUUGCCAUGCUCCAAAACAUCGUCCUGUGGAUGCCCGCCGACUAUAUGUUCACCCUCCUCAUUAUUGGCGUUAACCAGUCGAUCGAGCUGGCGACGAGAAUCCAGUCACUUACCCUCUUUGUCUCGACCUUGACCGGGACGGUGGUGGGUCUUUUUGUGGUGUACUACCGCCACACCAAACCUUUAAUCAUCUUUGGCGUGUGCACGUGGUUUAUCGCUGCCGGUCUCUUAGUGAGAUACCGUACUGGACUUGACGCCUACGGCGGCUAUCUUGGUGGUACCAUCCUUUUCGGGUUGGGGCUUGGGUUCAUGCACUACUCGACCCUCACGGCGAUGCAGCUGUACGUGAAGCACGAGGACAUGGCGAUGGUGACGGCGUUCCAUCUUCUGAUGUACUAUUUCGGUAUGGGGAUCGGGUCGUCGAUUCUGGGGGCAGUGUGGACGCAGACGAUGGAGAAACAGCUCAUCAAGCACUUGGGCGACCCCCAGCUCGCGGCAGAGGCGUAUAAGCUGCCGUUUGAGUUCAUUAAGGACCACCCCUGGGGCACCGAGGUCCGCUACAACAUGGUGAUGGCGUACGACCACGUCCAGUGGGUGCUCUGUGUGGUGGCGGUGUGUCUUGUGGCGCCGAUGUUGUUUGCGGCAUUGUGUAUCAAGGACAAUUACCUUGCCAAUAAGCGGUCGUUGGAUGGGGAAGAAGGGACGGCGAUGCCGACGUUGGCGUGGUUCAGACGUAAACCGAGUAAGGAGAAGCCGAUGGAGGCGUCGCUGGAGUCUCCGGAGGCACCGUCGGAAGUCGAGUCACAUCUUUCAGAGAAGAAGUAG